Molecule: messenger RNA, 1135 nt
Organism: Folsomia candida
Lineage: Eukaryota; Metazoa; Arthropoda; Collembola; Entomobryomorpha; Isotomidae
Gene: Enoph
Product: enolase-phosphatase E1
Exons: 6
Coding region: 200-973 (257 amino acids)
Molecular function (GO): magnesium ion binding; acireductone synthase activity
Source: RefSeq, a predicted model, not a curated record
GUGCAGUGCUUUACUCGCUUUACUCAUUUGUCUAAAAGAGCCGACAUUCUGUUGCUGGAAUAUCUUAAAUUAAGAUUAAGUUAUUAAUUCGAAGAAAUCUUGUGGAAAUAUAUUCAAUCAAUAUCUAUUUAUUCUAUCAAUUAUUGUCCACUGUCCUGUAAAGUCCUUAAAUUUCGCCCAUUGAAGUGAAGAUCGAAAAAUGAAAAUAAUGAAGGAUAGCAAUAUGCCGUCAACAUUACUUAUUGAUAUUGAGGGGACCACGACGUCAAUUUCAUUCGUGAAGGACGUCCUUUUCCCCUACGCCAGAAGUGAAAUGGAACCAUUUCUGAGGGAAAAUUGGACAAAUUCCGAUGUCCAAGAACUUAUUGGCUUGGUGAGAGAUCAGUCUCACUACGAUGCAAAGAAGGGUCUUCUUCCGGAACCAUUGCCAGAUCCAGAAUCUGAGCCUGACCAAGAAAAACUCAUUCGUGGCGUUCUGGACAAUCUAAUUUGGCAAAUGGAUAACGAUAGGAAGACAACGGGGUUGAAAACUAUACAAGGGAAAAUCUGGUGGCAAGGAUAUGUCGACGGAAUUUUGAAAAGCCAAGUGUAUCCAGAUGUUCCGAAAGCUUUUGAGCGAUGGUCAAAAUCUGGCAGGAAACUUUUCAUUUAUUCCAGUGGCAGCGUGGAAGCACAAAUUCUUUUGUUUCAACAUACUGAGAACGGUGAUUUAUCAAAUUUACUUUCUGGAUAUUUCGAUACCACAUCGGGUUCGAAAGUUGAGUCCAAGAGUUAUAUUAACAUUGCGUCGAAAAUUGGAGUGAAGCCUCAAGAUAUUUUAUUUUUUACGGAUAUUACCAAAGAGGCAUACGCUGCAAAAGAAGCUGGUUUGGAAGUUGCUGUUCUAGUUCGACCUGGAAAUGCUGCCUUGACUUUUGAUGGAUCAGAUGAACUUCCCACUUUGCAAAGUUUUGAUGAAUGUAUUUCUGAGUGAAAGGUACUGAUAUACUGUAGUCAAUCCAACUACAAAUGGUUUUGAUGUCCAACGUUAAUUGAAUCUACACGUCUACAAAUAUUCAAUCUUUCUACCAACUUUUGUAUGUAUUUCUCUAAUUUAUUAUUUGAAUAAAAAAAAUUAAGCAAAGCAAUGCUGAAA